Molecule: messenger RNA, 763 nt
Organism: Theobroma umbraticum
Lineage: Eukaryota; Viridiplantae; Streptophyta; Magnoliopsida; Malvales; Malvaceae
Product: major allergen Pru ar 1-like
Biological process (GO): defense response; abscisic acid-activated signaling pathway
Cellular component (GO): nucleus; cytoplasm
Molecular function (GO): abscisic acid binding; signaling receptor activity; protein phosphatase inhibitor activity
Source: RefSeq, a predicted model, not a curated record
AAGUAAUCUCCUCUGCAUAAUAAUCAAUCAAUUCGGUUUUCACUCUUCCUUUGAUCAUUCCCAAAAUUCCAAGUAAUCAUGGGUGUUUUCACAUACGAAUCUGAGGUUGCUACUGCAAUUCCCCCAGCCAAGAUGUUCAAAGCUUGUAUCCUUGAUGGUGACAAUCUCAUCCCCAAGAUUGUUCCCCAGGCUUUUAAGAGUGUUGAGUACAUGGAAGGCAGUGGCGAGCCUGGGAGCAUCAAGAAGAUUACCUUUGGAGAAGGAAGCCAAUUCAAUUACAUGAAGGAGAAGGUUGAAGCAUUAGACAAAGAUAGCUUUGUCUACGUCUACAGUGUGAUUGAAGGCGAUGCUUUGAUGAACAUGCUUGAGAAAAUCACCUAUGAGACCAAGUUGGAGCAAUCUCCAGCUGGGGGAUCCAUAUGUAAGACCACCAGUAAAUAUUACACCAUUGGUGACUUUGAGAUCACUGAAGAGGGAAUCAAGGCCGGCAAAGAAAAGGCCUUGGGAGUUUUCAAGGCUGUUGAAGCUUACCUUCUGGCAAAUCCUGAUGCCUACUGAAAAAUCCCAAACUUUUGAGACAUAGCAUCCACAAUUCAAUGAUCAUAAUAUAAUGUGGGAUGCAUGCGUUUGUGCUCGCGUUGCGAGGGGGAGUUUCUUUCUUUUAUUUUCUUCUUCUUUUUCCCUUUUACUGUUAAAAAUGUUGGUCCAAGAGUGACCUUCAGUUUGCUAAUAAUAGGUCACAAUAAAGCACCAUCAAAAUAUA